UUUUUUAUAACAUGUUGCAAACUUUUAUCUCUCUCUGCGGUUUGUUCUUCCUCAAAACAUCACUGCUGCUGCAACUUUAAUUUCUUCUUCUCCUUUGUUUCCGUGUGCAAUUUUCAUUUGAAUCCACGACUGAAGAAGUAAGCGCAUGAAACUUGAAGAGGAACUGAAAUCAAAUUGGGGAUUUAGGGCUUUCAUUUGCCGAGUCUUCAAAUAAAUUAUAUUACUGCCGGUUCAGUCCGGUUCGGUUUGAUUUCUAAACCGUUAGUGGUUGUUAAUUUUAGAAAAAGCCGAAAAAUAAACCCGGAUCAGAAUCGAAAGCAAGACGACACGACAAACAACAUAGGUUUAUGAAGGGUUUUACUUUCAUGGCGGCUGCUACUACUUACCACUACUAACCCUUCAAAUCUUCCAUAGCCUCAAAUUUUCUCGGGAAAAUCCCGAAUUAUUUUCUCUUAUAUCUCAAUUUUCCAUUGCAUCACCAAAAAUGUGGUCCAAAUUAGCCAAACGAGCUUCCUCAAAGAAAUUCAAUUCAUCUUCCCAAUCAUCUACAUCACUCAGAUUUUCUGACCACCCCAAUUUUCCCGAGAAAAUUUUGCCCCAAAAAACGAAGCAUCCAGUUUUUAUUUUCAGUCAAGUUGGCAUCUUUUCAUCAGAACACAAACUGGGUCGAUCCAAUUUAUCGUUUUGUCAACACCCUUUUGGUUUUUCUUCAAUGUCAUUGAAUCACUUUAGAACUUACGGUAGUGCUGCUGCUGAAGCUAUUCAAUCAACUGAUACAGAAGAUGAUUGUUGUUCGGUAGAUCAAUUAGUGAUAGAAGAAAAGAAAAAGCCGCCUCAAUUAGAUAAACCUAAGAACAAGAAUAAUAGUUACAAGUAUAAAAUGCUUAGGAAGAGACAGAUACAGAUUGAGACUGAAGCAUGGGAAGAAGCAGCCAAAGAGUAUCAAGAAUUGUUAGAAGAUAUGCGUGAACAGAAACUUUCACCUAAUUUGCCUUAUAUGAAAUCAUUGUUUCUUGGUUGGUUUGAACCAUUGAAGAAUGCAAUUGAGGCUGAUCAAGAGCUUUGUAAAGAUAUUAGGACUAGGUUGAGUCAUGCUCCUUAUUUCAAUGAAUUGCCACCUGAUAUGAUGGCUGUUAUCACUAUGCAUAAGUUGAUGGGUUUGUUGAUGACCAAUAGUAAUGGUGUUGGUAGUACUAGAGUUAUUCAAGCUGCUUCUCAAAUAGGUGAAGCCAUUGAACAUGAGGGUAGGAUAUACCGAUUUUUGCAGAAGAAAGAGGUGAAGAAAACAACCACUGAGAAGUCUGAUAGUGAAUCUGUUCCUGCACCUGUAAACCUGACAGCUGAAGAGAAGGAGAAACUUAAGAAAGAGGAGAAAAGAAUUAGGAAAAUAGUUGCUAAUUUAAUAAAAAGGCAGAAGAAACACGAAGCUAUGGGGAUAGUUCGGGGAAGAGAUCAGGCGAAACCUUGGGGACAAGAAGCUCAAGUAAAGGUUGGUUCUCGUUUGAUACAACUGUUAAUAGAAACAGCUUACUUACAACCACCUGCCAAUCAAUUUGGAGAUGGUGAUCCACCACAUAUUUACCCUGCAUUUAAGCAUACGUUGAAGACAGUUUCAGCUAAUGCACCCAAUGGAAGGAGGAGAUAUGGCGUUAUUGAAUGUGACCCUAUAAUACAGAAGGGCCUUGAAAAAACCGCCAGGCACAUGGUUAUCCCGUACAUGCCGAUGUUGGUUCCACCGAACUCCUGGACAGGGUAUGACAAAGGAGCAUACUUGUUUUUGCCAUCAUACAUUAUGAGAAUACAUGGAGCAAAGCAGCAACGUGAUGCUGUAAAAAGGGCUCCCAAGAACCAACUUGACCCUGUUUUUGAGGCCCUUAAUACCCUUGGCGCUAUCAAAUGGAGGGUGAACAAAAGUGUACUCAGCGUGAUUGAUCAAAUAUGGGCUAAUGGAGGCCGCCUGGCUGGCUUAGUGGAUCGUGAUGAUCUUCCCCUCCCAGAGGAACCAGACACAGAAGAUGAAGCAGAAAUCCGAAAAUGGAAGUGGAAAGUUAAAAAUGACAAAAAGAAGAAUAAUGAGAGACAUUCACAGCGAUGUGAUAUAGAACUUAAACUUGCUGUUGCACGAAAGAUGAAAGAAGAAGAAUGCUUCUACUUUCCUCACAAUCUUGAUUUCCGAGGGCGUGCUUAUCCUAUGCACCCAUAUUUGAACCAUCUUGGCUCUGACCUAUGUCGAGGCAUACUUGAGUUUGCAGAGGGACGUCCUCUGGGGAAGUCAGGCUUGCGUUGGUUGAAAAUACAUCUGGCAAAUUUGUAUGCUGUUGGUGGUGUGGACAAGUUAAGUUUUGAUGGUCGAAUAGCAUUCACUGAGAAGCACCUCGAUGAUAUUUUCGAUUCGGCAGACAGGCCUCUUGAAGGAAAGCAGUGGUGGUUGGAAGCAGAGGAUCCUUUUCAGUGCUUGGCAGCAUGUAUCAAUCUCGCUGAAGCGUUGAGAAGCCCCACUCCUGAGACUACCCUUUCUCAUAUGCCUGUACACCAGGAUGGUUCAUGCAAUGGCUUACAACACUAUGCAGCACUUGGUAGAGACAUGUUGGGAGCUACUUCAGUCAAUCUUGUUGGUGGAGACCAGCCUGCUGAUGUUUACUCAGAUAUUGCCGCCAGAGUACUUGAAAUCAUGAAAUAUGAUGCAUUGAAAGAUCCCAAAUCUUAUCCACACGCAUUGCAUGCUAGACGUUUGAUCAGCCAGGUGGACCGAAAAUUGGUGAAGCAGACAGUGAUGACAUCGGUCUAUGGAGUGACAUAUAUUGGGGCCCGAGACCAGAUUAAGAGGAAGCUUAAGGAGCGUCGUGUGUUUGAGGAUGAUAAUGAUCUGUUUGCUGCUUCCUGCUAUGCUGCAAAAAUCACUGGCAACGCCUUAGAAGAGGUGUUUGAGGAUGCAAAACAUAUUAUGAAUUGGCUAGGCGAAUGUGCAAAGGUGAUAGCUUCCACAAACCAAGCAGUGCGAUGGGUCACUCCCCUUGGGCUUCCUGUAGUACAGCCUUACCGAGAAUUUGGAAGACAUCUGAUCAAGACAUCCCUUCAGGUAUUGACAUUACAACGGGAGACCGAUAAGGUCAUGUUAAAAAGGCAGAGAACAGCUUUUCCUCCAAAUUUUGUUCACUCUCUUGAUGGUUGUCACAUGAUGAUGACUGCAGUUGCUUGUAAAAAAGCAGGGAUGAGCUUUGCAGGGGUGCAUGAUUCUUAUUGGACACAUGCAUGUGAUGUCGAUGAAAUGAACAAGAUACUCAGGGAAAAGUUUGUUGAACUCUAUCAGGCUCCGAUAUUAGAAAAUUUAUUGGAGUAUUUUGAGAAGACUUUUCCAGAAUUGAAGUUUCCUCCUGUACCAGAACGAGGAGAAUUCGAUCUUCAAGAAGUUUUGAAGUCUCCCUAUUUUUUCAACUAGACUGCACAAAAUCUCAUGUUCCUUAUCUAACACACUACCUACAAAUGCGAGCCAUUGGAGUUAAGUUACAAUAUGAUGAAAUUUGUAAGAUAUCUACUUUGCAUGAGAUUGCAAAAGCUCCAAGAACCAUUCAAAGCAAGAUUUCUUGGCUGGAACUGCAACUUUGUUUCCAAAGCCACUAUAAAAGAUAUGAAAAGCAAUCUUGUCAUUGAAAAGAAAGACUAAAGAGGGAUCCACAUUUGUCAUUACAGAUUGAUUUGGAAGUUUGAUUGGAUCAGUUGCAAAGCAAGAAGGUUCAGAAUAUACAGCAGCCAAUCUGUUUUUGUCCAUAUGGUUGGUGCAACAUAGACUAUAAUAAAAAGGGUUGAAGCAUUGGUAAUUAUAUAAGGUGUUUUCUCAGAUGUGAACACUAAGCUCUUGUAAAGCAGCUAAAAUUGGUUUUGCUUUUUGUAUAAGUUGUAUUUUUUUUUUGUCAAGUAGCUUAGUGGCUAGACUUUUUUUUGUCUUUUUCUGUCAUGUUACUGUAAUAUUUAUUUACAAACUUUUUCAAUUAUUUGAAAUAACAUAUAUUUAAUGUAAAUAAUACCAAUAAAAACCAUUAAUACCUGAAGUUGUCAAACCUUGUGCUGUCUUUUUUGUUUCUU
Trifolium pratense (red clover) is the source of this 4083-nucleotide messenger RNA. Its product is annotated as DNA-directed RNA polymerase 1B, mitochondrial-like. Gene Ontology annotation, biological process: mitochondrial transcription. Lineage: Eukaryota; Viridiplantae; Streptophyta; Magnoliopsida; Fabales; Fabaceae. Gene Ontology annotation, cellular component: mitochondrial DNA-directed RNA polymerase complex. Gene Ontology annotation, molecular function: DNA-directed RNA polymerase activity; DNA binding. The coding region runs from base 485 to 3439 and encodes 984 amino acids. The record is from RefSeq and is a predicted model, not a curated record. The transcript has 19 exons.